Messenger RNA from Alternaria alternata, 664 nucleotides. RefSeq lists its product as hypothetical. NCBI's taxonomy places the organism in Eukaryota, Fungi, Ascomycota, Dothideomycetes, Pleosporales, Pleosporaceae. The transcript has a single exon. The coding region runs from base 113 to 562 and encodes 149 amino acids. The record is from RefSeq and is a predicted model, not a curated record.
AGUGAUUGUAGCGGUCAUAGUGGCGCAAGGUAAAGGACUCAAGCAGUCGUGGUCAAUGCAAAGGUCAGCCUGGAGCCCAUGUGCUCCCCAUACCUAGAUAUACCACUCGACUAUGUACACAAGCAGGCCGCGCCGUGAUGCGACUCGAGUCCAUGGUUCAUUUCCUACCAAACCAAUCAACAUCCUACUACCUCGGUCCAUAACGGCCAUCUUUCGCAGCAACCGAAGCACGCCCUCGACACCAAAAGACAUCAACGUCAUCGUUGAUCAGUACUCAUCACUAGGUUUUGCUCCAUCUCCGACAGCGAGCGAAAGCCAGCCACACGAAUCUUCUCCAUGUGAUGAUGAACAUACGCAUCCUGACAUGCCCUUAUCACCACCGCCAUAUAUGCCUUCAGUAUCUAAGCUGUCCAACGCUCAUCGAAGAGACUCUACACAUGUGGGUACCUUGGCCGCGCCCAGCCAUGCCAUUUGGUCGUUCACUACUAGCUGGUCCGUCGCUCAACCCGAUGAAAGUCCCAAGGGGGGAUCUAUAGGCCAGUGCCGGCAGCAUUGCCCAUAGAAGAGCCUUUUCUACGCCUGACCAGCGCUUGACACGCAUGAGUGGUCGAGCAUCAAGCUCGCACUUACGUGGAAAGUUUUCUCAUGCAACCCAGGAUAAUUG